UACGCAGCAGCCAGAAGCCGCCAUGGAAUAUCUUUUCCCAGUAUUUUUACUAACCACUGUAACUGGUGCUGUGGUGUAUCCCUUCCAAGAUGGCUUGUACCAGCCUCCACCUCUUUUAGAAGCUCGUCAGGCUGGUCCGGCUAUCUCCACUUACUACUUCUCUCGAGGACGUCCAUCCAACCACGGAGCUCCUCAACCAAACGUCCAGCUAAUCCCUUCAUUCGCUCAAGAAGCGUCACUAAAUUCCCCAGAACUAUCCUUCGUACGCAAACAACCACCAACUGCUCAAUCGGUAUUGAAUGCUCAACCAUCCUUCGUGAAUGAUCAAAUGCCAAUUGCAAUUGGUCAACCAUCAAUUUUGAAUGUUCAACCAUCAUUUGUGAAAAACCAACCGUCAAUUUUGAAUAGUCAACCUUCAUUUGGGAAUACUCAACAAUCAAUUUUCGAUAGUCAGACAUCAUUUGAGAAUGUACAACCAUCAAUUUUCAAUACUCAAUCAUUUACUAGAAAUCAGCCCUUCGGAAAAGACCACCCUUCAAAUGUAAAGUAUGAACCAACACAUUUAGAUACUCAACCUCAACCUUUUUACAACCAACCAUCACACUUAUAUUCACAGCCAUCAUUUGUGUUUACUUUACCCACUAUGGAGUAUUAUCUACCUUUUGAGGACUCUCCAGAAUCCUCAGAUUUUUCCAAGCGGUCCUCCUUCCCUUCCCAGGAAGAAUAG
Messenger RNA from Macrosteles quadrilineatus (aster leafhopper), 727 nucleotides. RefSeq lists its product as uncharacterized. The coding region runs from base 23 to 727 and encodes 234 amino acids. NCBI's taxonomy places the organism in Eukaryota, Metazoa, Arthropoda, Insecta, Hemiptera, Cicadellidae. The record is from RefSeq and is a predicted model, not a curated record. The transcript has 3 exons.